CGACGCACCUGACUCAUCCACAACCUGGAAGUCAGUCGGCUCGUUCAUUCACGGAGCUAACGUUGUCUCAUCCCGUACGCUACUGUGAGACAUGGGGGCUGUGUUUCACGGCCACAGCUGAGAGUCCACUUAUUAGCAAAGAAACAACACCGAGACACCUUUUCCUAACGAGCUGCCAGGUCAGGCCCUGAACAUGGAGUCUAUGCUGAACAAGCUAAAGAGCACCGUCACAAAGGUGACGGCAGAUGUCACCAGCGCUGUCAUGGGCAACCCGGUGACACGAGAGUUUGAGGUUGGAAGACACAUCGCCAGCGGCGGUCCUGGAUUGUGCUGGAGGAUCUACAAUGGCACUAAGAAGUCCACCAAACAGGAAGUGGCAGUGUUUGUGUUUGAUAAGAAGAUGAUUGAUAAGUAUCAGAAAUUUGAGAAGGACCAAAUCAUUGAUUCGCUGAAAAAAGGAGUCCAACAGCUGACCAGACUGCGUCACCCUCGUCUCCUGACUGUGCAGCAUCCUCUGGAAGAGUCACGAGACUGCUUGGCGUUCUGUACAGAGCCGGUGUUUGCCAGUCUGUCCAACGUCCUGGGCCAGUGGGAAAACCUGCCCAGCCCUAUGCCCACUGACAUCAAGGAGUACAAACUCUUUGAUGUGGAGACCAAGUAUGGCUUGCUACAGAUCUCAGAGGGUUUGUCCUUCCUCCACAGUGGAGUGAAAAUGGUCCACGGCAACUUGUGUCCAGAAAACAUCAUCCUCAACAAGAGCGGAGCCUGGAAGAUCAUGGGCUUUGACUUCAGCAUUUCCUCUACCAACCCUUCAGAUGCUGAGCCUAAGUACACAUGUAAAGAGUGGGAGCCCAACCUCCCUCCGCUCUCCCUCCCCAACCCUGAAUACCUGGCCCCUGAGUACAUCCUGUCCGUCAGCUGCGACUCCGCUUCUGACAUGUACUCACUGGGCGUGGUCAUGCACGCCGUCUUCAAUGAGGGCAAGCCUGUUUUCCAAGUCAACAAGCACGACAUUUUUAAGAGCUUCAGCAGGCAGCUGGACCAGCUGAGCACCAUGAGUCCAGCUCUGUUGAACAAGAUCCCAGAGGAGGUGAGGGAGCACGUCAAAAUGCUGCUGAGCGUCACGCCCAACGUCAGACCAGAUGCAGACCAGAUGACAAAGAUUCCAUUUUUCGACGACGUGGGUGCUAUGACCCUGCAGUACUUUGACUCCCUAUUCCAAAGGGACAACCUACAGAAGUCCCAGUUCUACAAAGGUCUCCCUAAAGUCCUGCCCAAACUACCCAAGAGAGUUGUGGUGUAUCGAAUCUUGCCAGCAUUGACUUCAGAGUUCGUCAACCCGGACAUGGUUCCCUUCGUGCUGCCCAACGUGCUGCUGAUCGCCGAGGAGUGCACCAAGGAGGAGUACGUGCGCCUCAUCUUGCCUGACCUCACGCCUGUUUUCAAGCAGCAAGAGCCUGUUCAGGCUAGUAAUAUGAUCCUGCUGAUAUUCCUGCAGAAGAUGGACCUGCUGCUUACCAAGACACCAGCGGAGGACAUUAAGAACAGUGUGCUGCCCAUGGUCUACAGAGCUUUGGAAGCCCCUUCUGUCCAGAUCCAGGAGCUGUGCCUGAACAUCAUCCCGACGUUCGCCAAUCUGAUUGACUACCCGUCCAUGAAGAACUCCCUCAUCCCUCGAGUCAAAUCAGCCUGCCUUCAGACCUCGUCACUUGCCGUACGAGUGAACUCCCUGGUGUGUCUUGGGAAGAUUUUGGAAUAUCUAGACAAGUGGUAUGUCAUUGAUGAGAUCCUGCCCUUCCUACAACAGAUCCCCUCCAGAGAACCGGCCGUACUCAUGGGUAUUCUCGGAAUUUAUAAGUGCACCUUCAGCCACAAGAAGCUGGGCAUCCCCAAAGAGCACCUCGCCUCCAAGAGCCUGCCCCACCUCGUCUCUCUUAGUAUAGACAAUAACCUCAACCUUAACCAGUUUAACUCGUUCAUGGUGGUCAUACGGGACAUGCUGAGUCGCAUGGAGGCUGAACACAAGACCAAGUUGGAGCAGCUGCACGUGAUGCAGGAGCAGCAGAGGAGUAUAAAUAUUACAAACCCAGGGAGCCAAUCAGAGGAGACCAAGAGCCCACCUAGCACUGGCAACCAGAUUGAUGAUAUCUUUGGCAGCACCGGGGUUAAUGGGAAAGAGAAUGGAUCUGCAGCAGCAGCCCCACAGCCUAAUAGAAUGUCUCUGACUCUCGAGGAGAAACAGCGUUUGGCUAAGGAGCAGGAGCAGGCAGCCAAACUGAGGAGCCAGCAGCCAUUAGCACCACAGACUAUGAAACCAGCCUCCAACACCAACACAAAGACUAAGGAUCUGACAAGCAGCCUUCUCAACAACAUGACAUCUAUAAACAGCCUGUCCUUGGCAAACACAGCACGACCAGCCCCUGUGCAGGGCACCACCAUCGCUGCCUUCCCCUCCGCUAGCCCCAUGAUGGGCCCCAUGGGUGUCUCGGUCUCCAACGGCUUUAAUCCCCCCAUGGGCUUUCAGGCAGGAGGCAUGGGGAUGGGCAUGCGGCCCGCAGGCCCCGGUCUCUACGGUGGCAUGGCCACAACCACCAGCACCCCAAACUUUGGAGCCCUCACGCAAAAUCAAGGACAGACAAAUAAAGCUCCUGACAUGUCAGCUUUGGACAGUCUUUUCACACCCAGCCAGCCCAAAGUCACCCUCAACCAAAUGGGUCCAAAGGCUACACCCGGCACCAACACCCCAUGGCUCAAUCAGUUUGGUUCACCCCAGAACGCUCAGACUCAGAUGCAGGGCGCGUCGGUAGGGAUGGGAGGAGUGCCCAGCGGGUUUGGGAUGCAAGCAAACCCUUUUUUCAGCCCGCAGAACUUUUCUCAACCUACUGCUGCUGCUGCUGCCCCUAGCCUGAACCAAAGCGGAGUCAAACAUAGCGCAUCUGUCAACAAUGAUCUAAAAGACUUAUUCGGCUAAAUGUAAAAGAAAAAAAGAAAAGAUGCAAGGUUAAGUAUGUUCUUCUAAUAACUUUGGGUGGAUGAGCCUUGUAUUGUCACUGAACAAAACACUGAUUGGUGUGAACAUUUAAAAUCCUUCCAAGGGUGUUGCUGUCUGUAUUUUUAAUCCAACCUGGUUCAAAUUCUGACUCUCGCUCACAUUCAGCUGGCAAAUUAACCUGCACCCGAACUCCAUUUCUACUACUCGACCAGAAGGACAAAAGGUUGGGGUGGGAACUACUACUUCUCCUUCUAUGCUGUGUUCUUUAAAUGCUGGGGGUUUCCUACUGUUUUGUACUUGACAUUCUCGGGAGUCCAAAUAACGUGGGUUGAGAUUAAUCCCAACUCAGUUUAUUCAGGAAGGUUUUGUGUUCAUAUCAUGAAUAAUUGAAUGGUUGGGAGUGGAUUUCACUUCGUGAACAAGUCGCCACUUCAAACUGAGUGGAGAGUGGCUUCACAUUCGCUCAGUUUCAGGCUUCUGUACUUUUUUUUUGCUUAUUUCUCCAGACUAUAUUAGGAUUCGCUGCAUGUUUGAAAUGAUCAGAGAGUUGGCUUAAAAACAAAUACGCCUUACACCAAAAUGUGCGAGUCCAGUGGGAGGUAGCUUGAAGUGUAGCACCAACAAGCCGGCAGUCACUGAUCUGCAUCCAGGAAGCUCCUCCAUGGAAAGGAAAUCUGAAAGGGGGUGUUAAAAAAAUAAAUAAAAAAAAGACGACGGCUGCGGUACAAAUGGGGAAAACCAAGUAGCCCCACUGCAGUCCGUCUCCAUGGUAACUGCUUCUCUGCAGCACCAGAAACCUCCAUUUUGUGGACCCAAAUUGGACUAAUGAUCCACUCUGGUCUCAGUUUGUUUCCCCCUGUGGUCUCAUUCUUUUUUAUCAUACUGUGUUCUAAGGCUGUGAAACUUUUUACUUAAUUUGACAUCUGAACAUGCUUCGCGUUUGAAAGGGAAGGGGUCAUUUUCUCAAGUUUGUCGACGACCAUUUCACCAUGAUCUCAAUUUGUGUAAAUGCCAGUAUGAAUGACUUAUCGAUAGCCAAGUUAGGAUGUGUGGAGUAGCUUUUUUUU
This is a messenger RNA of Larimichthys crocea (large yellow croaker), 4059 nucleotides long. RefSeq names its product SCY1 like pseudokinase 2 (gene scyl2). The transcript is spliced from 19 exons. The record is from RefSeq and is a predicted model, not a curated record. Gene Ontology annotation, molecular function: ATP binding; protein kinase activity. Gene Ontology annotation, biological process: protein phosphorylation. NCBI's taxonomy places the organism in Eukaryota, Metazoa, Chordata, Actinopteri, Sciaenidae. Bases 194 to 2971 code for a protein of 925 amino acids.